Molecule: messenger RNA, 686 nt
Organism: Medioppia subpectinata
Lineage: Eukaryota; Metazoa; Arthropoda; Arachnida; Sarcoptiformes; Oppiidae
Source: the annotation of a GenBank genome assembly
AGUGGCCAAACAUGUCAUUGAUAUCACGGCUCGAAUUGAGACAACUCUUUGGUCUGCAUUACAUAACAAACAUAUUAUUAGCGCUUUCUUUCCUCGCACUCAAGUGUUUGUCUCCCAUUUGUGACCAUCUCUUCACGUCAUGUCAAUUGGACUAUCGCGAAUCGGAAAUCCUGUUCUUCACGGCAGUGAUCAUUGUCUUCAGGACCAGAAAACAAGGAGCGGUCCAUUUGGUGCCAUACGUUAGCACUGCCUGUAUGUUAGCGAAGAUGGGAAACGUGUUGCUGUACUUCAUGUCGGAUCCAGUCUAUGGUGUCCUAUACGUGAGCUGUUGUAUCCUGCAUUUACUUCUUCUGCCCGAACCUUCAUAUGAAGGCCCGGAAAACGUCUCGUACUUCAGAGGAACUGAUUUCAAUCAAGAGCUCGAAAACGACAAACGAAUCGUUUGGUUGUUAGAGCUCUACACCGCUUGGAGUCCGCCGUGUAUUGACUUCUCGUCGGUCUUCUCGGAGCUGUCGGGCAAAUACAGUCUCGAGAACUUACGGUUCGGCAAAAUAGAUUUGGCCAGAAAUGAAGACACAGCCAAACAGUUCCGCAUCAACACAUCGCCGCUCAGCAAACAGUUGCCAACACUUGUGCUCUUCCGUAACGGCCAAGAAGUGAUGCGCAGACCUGUUGUCAACAAUAGU